Aspergillus fijiensis CBS 313.89 is the source of this 2518-nucleotide messenger RNA. Its product is annotated as DUF3433 domain-containing protein. Bases 412 to 2274 code for a protein of 620 amino acids. The transcript has a single exon. The record is from RefSeq and is a predicted model, not a curated record. Lineage: Eukaryota; Fungi; Ascomycota; Eurotiomycetes; Eurotiales; Aspergillaceae.
UUCAGAAGAUCUCAUCCUAUAAAAUCUUGAUUGCUUCUGGAUCUCGUACGGCUCCUGAGUAACUGUGUGUGGCGACCCAGGCAGUAUGCGGUCACCACCCAAAUAAAGCUUAUCAUCCACAAAGCUGGUCAAUGUGGACCGAAACUGGGUUUGGAGGCUGGUAAGGCUUGUCUUUUUUCCUUUGUGCUCACACUAUGUGUCCACAGAGAAACUCGGUCAGGUCAAAAUCUGAAAGACAAACCUCCGGGAAAUACGAUGUAUCCGUUCUAACCAGGAUCCAUUGUUCGUCACCAUCUCACACAAACUCGCAGCAUUCGUCCGCGAAGUCAAGGAGAUGCCUUUCGACUACCUCUCCUCACUUCAAAAACUCUACAAUCUUCUCAAGGACAUAAUAUGUCUUAUAAUUGAAUCAUGUCUCUGGGUUUCUCUGCCGAUUCGAGCCCCGUAGAGCUCAUUGAGGAAUACAGUCGGAUGCUCCCAGGUGCUACAACAACCAUCAGCCAUGACUGCGACUAUCCCCCACCCCCAGGCUCUAAGCAACGGGACUGGAAGCCUUACCCUUUGAGAUCGGCCUACAUAUCAUCUCUUCUUGUUCUUGAAAUCGCACCCGUUCUGACGUUAUCGAUCCUCCUCGCCAUAUCAGAAAGCCGUAAUGGCUUACUAUCCGUUCAACAUUUGCCGGGCCGAGACAAGGGGCCCGGCGGGAUACUGCAGAAACUUUGGAGUGCAGCAUAUCUGUGGACUAGCUUGCCCAAUGCCUUUUUCACGCUGUCCCGAGACCUCUGGGCCUCGGUGGUAGAUGCAGCGUCCAAGCAACAACCGUAUGUUGAGUUGCGCAAGGGCAACACACUGAAGAACUCCUUACUGCUCGAUUACAGCAGUAAACCCUUCCUUUGGUCGUGGUACUUGGCCAUCCGGAACAAGCACUACAUUCUGGGAGUCAUCAUGCUUCUCUACCUUGUCUCGAACAUAACCGUGGUCCCUCUUUCUGCGCAUCUGCUCACUGCAACACCAGUCAUCAACAAUUUCACUAACACCCUCAAAACUCUACAAAUAUGGGACGACUUGGCACUUGAUGACUCGUUGAAUUGGAAUGAGAUUGUCGACGAGGUAUUUGCCAUGCUUAUUUUUAAGGCGCCACCAUCAGCAUGGACAGAUCUGCACUAUGCCUUCCGGCCAUAUGGGUUCGACAGCUUUCAGGUGCCUAGUAAUAUCACUACCUACAACCUAGCUGUGUCCGGCCAUCUUGACUGCACUGUUUACACGGAAGAGAAUUCUACCCUACAGUAUAUCCCCUACAACGACGAAAGCGGAACUCUGACAGUCGGAAUUGAUGAUGCCGGCUGUAAUGUCACAUACUCCAUGACAUUGGACAGCUCAACCUAUUACUGCAUUCGGAGCUUGUCAGCGAGAGAGUGCACUGCGAAUGCUGGCUAUAGCCGCAUUACCAUCAUAUCAGGGAUUCGAAACUUGAUAUCCCCAUUCAAAAUCGCAGACUAUAGUGCCGUGUCAUGCAUCCCUAUAUACCGAAAGACACACGGUGAUCUUGUAACCCGAUUUUCAGACAAACACAACAGCUCGGUAAUUCACUUCCAAGACCAUCCCAGCCAGUCCGUUGAGUUUCGGCCCGCUACUUGGGAACGGUUCGAACAGAACCUGACUAGCAUAUCAUUCAGAGAUCCCACUGGUGCUUCAUCCGUGGACGGGUUCUCCUAUCUCAUCAACAGGCAUGUCCUAGAAGCAAACACCGUGGACCCGUACGCUAACAGGGACCAAAUAUUGUUAUCUACGGAACGAGUUUUCGAAGCCAUAUACGCUGUAGCGAAUGAAGGGCUGGGGUUCCCUCGCUCGGUGGUGGACCGCGAUGAGCAGCCCUCAAUCCAGGGAACCGUCUCUACCCCAGACACGCGGCUAUUUGUGGUCCCCAAGACGGCGUACUACAUCAUUGUGAUAUUGUCCUUUAUUGUGGUAUGCAACAUCAUUUUGUAUUAUUAUCACCAACGUCACCGGUCGGUGCUAUGGGAGGAGCCCGUCGGGCUGCUGGGGGCCGCGGAGCUGCUGUACGAGGGAAAUACGAGCAGGUUUAUUGCCCGAGUCAGGAGGCACCAUCCGGCUGCCACUCGGAUCGUGAAGCUCGCCCUCAAUGAUCCCGCAUAUGCCUUGUAUACGGCUGCAGUGGACGAAAGGGGAAAGGUGAUGGUUUCUGCGUCCGGUCGAGAUCUGGAUGAUAUGAUGUGGGAUUAUAAGUCUCGUGCUUCGGGAUACUCUGUUUGAAUUGGUUACGGUGCUCCUGGUGAUUCGAACACGAAUAGGAGCUAGUUUUGAGGAUUAUGAUUAAUAAGAUGAAAAUAAUAAGUCGAAUGAUGACAGUCAUACCAGGAUCUGUCUGGAUUGGUUGAGGAUGGAUAGGACAAAAUGUCCGGUUAGUGGAUCGACUUAGUCUACUUGCCCUCGAGGCAUCACUCAUGUUCAAAUAUACUCGGGUAGGUAGCACCGGUAGUGCACAUGAGAAUUAAUC